This is a messenger RNA of Striga asiatica, 723 nucleotides long. NCBI's taxonomy places the organism in Eukaryota, Viridiplantae, Streptophyta, Magnoliopsida, Lamiales, Orobanchaceae. The record is from the annotation of a GenBank genome assembly.
AUGGUGAGCCUAGAAGAAACCCUCAAAACUCCAGCCGGGCCCCCGAAACUCCCUCUCUCGGAAAGCCCAUCAAGCCCGGCCCGAAUCUCCUUCUCCUCCGACCUCCUCGACGAGUCCAACUUCAUCUCCAUCUGCCCCAACCAACACUAUCUCCAACCCGAAAAUGAACCAAAGGUCAAACAAACACGAGUCCCCGACAAUUUCGAGUUCCUCUCCACCAACCUAAAAACCGACAUGAUGAUGAUGAGCGCCGACGAGCUUUUCCGAGAGGGCAAGCUCCUCCCCUUUUGGCAAACCGAAAAACUCGAAAAAAUCACUUUGAAAAAAACACCCGAGCCUCACGAGGACACCAAAUCGGGCGAUGACGAGAGAAGGAUAAGUUGGUUCCUUGACGACGACCCGUCACCAAGGCCGCCAAAGUGUACGGUUUUGUGGAAAGAGUUGCUUAGGUUGAAAAGGCAAAGGCCUUCCACUUUAUCUCCAUCUUCUUCAUCUUCAUCUUCAUCUUCAUCUUCAUCUUCUUCUUCUUCUGGUUUGGAUGAGAGGAGGAAAGGUGGGAGUAGUAAAGAGAAAGUGGUGAGUAGGGUGAAGAAAGGGCUUGAGAGGACGAGGUCGGCAAGUAUAAGGAUAAGGCCGAUGGUGAAUGUCCCAAUCUACACGCAUGCUAGCCGGAAUAAUGCGUCGGCUUUGCCGCCGCUUUUUCCGGUGAGGAAGGGAGGUUAG